Molecule: messenger RNA, 1788 nt
Organism: Vanrija pseudolonga
Lineage: Eukaryota; Fungi; Basidiomycota; Tremellomycetes; Trichosporonales; Trichosporonaceae
Product: putative transporter
Exons: 6
Coding region: 1-1788 (595 amino acids)
Biological process (GO): transmembrane transport
Cellular component (GO): membrane
Molecular function (GO): transmembrane transporter activity
Source: RefSeq, a predicted model, not a curated record
AUGUCAGCGCCUGUGCUGGUAGACACGAAGGGCUACACUGCGCCGCCGCGCGUCGACGCGGACCGCGAGUCGCUCAAGGACGACGAGAAGUCGAUCGAGAGCGGCGGCGCGGGCUCGGGCACCAACGACGACAAGAACCGCACGGCCGCCGGCGACGACCGCGCAGACGACGUGCACUACGGCACGCAGGACACCAACGAGCACGGCCUGAACCUCAAGAGCCACCUCGGCAACCCGUCGGAAGAAGAAAGCAUCAUCCUGGAGAAAUGGUACACCCCGCCGGACGCGUACGAGAACAAGCACCGCUGGGACCCGCGCUUCAAGUGGACGCCCGAGGAGGAAAAGAAGCUCACGCGCCGGCUCGACCUGCGCGUCACGUUCAUCGCGUGUAUCUGCUUUGCUGCACUGCAGCUCGACCGCGGCAACAUCAACAAUGCGCUCAGUGACGGCAUGCUCAAGGACCUCAACCUGACGACGUACCACUACAACAUCGGCCAGACAAUCUUCUACACCUCGUUCCUGUUCGCCGAGCUCCCCUCGCAGAUGAUCUCCAAGAAGCUCGGGUCAGACGUCUGGAUCCCCAUCCAGAUGAUGGGCUGGUCGGCCGUCGCCAUCGCGCAGGUCGGCCUGACGUCCCUGCCCUCGUUCUACGUCACGCGCGCGCUCAUCGGCCUCAUCGAGGGCGGGUUCAUCGCCGACACGAUCCUGUACCUGUCCUACUACUACACUUCAGCCGAGCUCACCAUCCGCCUCGCCUACUUCUGGGUCUCGCUCACGGUCACGCAGAUCGUGGCUGCGUUCCUCGCUGCAGGGCUGCUGCAGCUGCGCCACAUUACGCACAUGGCUGGCUGGCGCUGGCUCUUCGCAAUUGAGGGCACAAUGACCUUCCUCAUCGGCGUCUUCGCCUUCUUUUACCUGCCCCCCGGGCCGACGCAGACCAGCCGCAACAUGUGGGGCAAGCUGCGCGCCAAGAUCCGCGGCAAGCCCAGCACCGGGUGGUUCACCGAGCGCGAGGAGAAGAUCAUCGUCAACAAGGUACUGCGUGACGACCCGACCAAGUCGUCGAUGCACAACCGCGAGGGCUUGGGCCUCAAGGAGCUGUGGAAGUCGUUCACAGACUACGACCUUUGGCCAUUGUACAUCCUCGGCUUGACCACCUUCCUCGCCCCGCACACUAUCGGCGCGUACUUUACCCUCUCGCUGCGCAACCUCGGCUACACGACGUUCGAAACCAACAUGCUCACCAUCCCCAUGCAGGUGCUCACCAUCGCGGGCAAUCUCGCGCUGGCGUACCUCGCCCGCAGGGUGAACGAGCGCAUCCUCGUCUCGUCCCUCUGCCCGUCGUACCUCUUCGUGUUCCUGCUCAUCACUAUCUACCUCCCGACCGGCGCUAGCAAGUGGGCCCGCUGGGCCGUGCUUACGCUGGUCAUGAGCUAUCCUUACCCCCAUCCCAUCCUCGUCUCGCUCAACUCGAUGAACUCGGGCUCGGUACGCACGCGCACCGUCGCGUCAUCCCUCUACAACAUGUUCGUGCAGGCCUCGUCGCUCAUCUCGUCCAACAUCUACCAGCCCAAGGACGCGCCGUUCUACCACCGCGGCAACCGCGUGCUCCUCGGCCUCGUCGUCGUCAACCUGCUCCUGUUCUGGGCCACAAAGGGCUGGUACAUCUGGCGCAACAAGCAGCGCGACAAGAUUUGGAACUCGUGGACCCACGAGCAGAAGCAGCACUACCUCGAGACGACCAAGGACGAGGGUAACAAGCGUCUCGACUUUAGGUUCAUCCACUAG